Messenger RNA from Plodia interpunctella (Indianmeal moth), 2860 nucleotides. Its product is annotated as lipase member K-like. The transcript has a single exon. The coding region runs from base 992 to 2188 and encodes 398 amino acids. Gene Ontology annotation, biological process: lipid metabolic process. Gene Ontology annotation, molecular function: hydrolase activity, acting on ester bonds. Lineage: Eukaryota; Metazoa; Arthropoda; Insecta; Lepidoptera; Pyralidae. The record is from RefSeq and is a predicted model, not a curated record.
GAUGGACCGAUGUACCGGAUUUAUCAGUAAGAGUAGGCUGGGCCCGGGGCGUAAGAUUGUAGGGGGCGGCAAAUUAAAAUUGUUAUUAGGUUUCACAUGACCUACCGUGCCUGGCUGAAUUGGCAGUAAUUUCAAUUCAAUGACUAAUUUCACUCCCAGACCAGCAUAGAUUGGUAUAUCAAUCACUUUAUUGCAACGACGUUGUAGCUCCGUUAUUUCUAUAGGUUUUGUUCACCGUUGAUCCAUCCACGGAUGCCAACGUGACGGAGCAAUGGGGCAUUGUUCAUAUUCCGAGGACAUAUAGAAAGAAAUACAUCUAUCGCAUAUCUUAUUCAGCGUAAGACAUGCCUAAUGAUUAUGUUAAAGUAUUUUUUUAAAUGAAAUUUAACAUUUUAUUUUGUUAGUAUAGCUGUAUUGUUUGUUAUUUUUUUAUGAUACUAUUAUUACGUAAUUGUAUGUUUGUACCUUGUUAUUAAUAGGACAUCAAUUACUUAUAAGUGAGACACUAGGCUUCAUUAUUAUAAGUAUAUAUAAGUAAAAAAUAUAUUAUUGUAAAUAAAUAAUGGAAACCAAACGUAUUUGCUCAUGUUGAAUUAUAAAAUGUAUAUUACACAACUAGCUGCGCCCCGGGGCUUGGCUUCCCUGGGAAUUACGGGGUAAAAAGUACCCUAGUUGUUGUUCCAGGUUAUAUUCUAUGCGCGUACUAAAUUUUUAAAAUUAAAAAACUUUCGUAUUUAGUUAGUUAGGAUACUUUAUAAAUCGUAGCAACAUUUUUGUUGUUCGAAUGUUAUCUUCCAAAUACUUUUAUUUUAUAAACAUGUUUGACCGCCUCUGCAACGAUUUUUUUCAAUAAAAAUAAUACAAAACGGGUAAACCAACGAACAGAAAUUAGGUACAUAUAUUUUAUAAAAUCGAAAAACAAAACGUGUCUAUAUAAACACGACUCAUUGCCAUGUUGUGACACAAUGAUUUUAAAUAAAAUACACCAAAGAUGAAUAUCAAUAUUACGUAUUGUUAUCUAAUGUUUCUUGUGCCAAUAACUGCUAAGACCACCCCGUUGCUGGGUAGUUCAAAGACUCUUAUUAGAUUAAUGCCGAAAGCGCCAACAUUUGCCGACAUAGCGUCAAAGAACGGCUUCGAUUGUGAAGUGUAUAAUGUGACUACAGCAGAUGGGUACAUCCUUGGACUAUUCAGAAUCCCAGGAGACAAGAAGAGGCCUGUGCUGUUGAUGCACGGGAUUUUGGAUUCGGCUGACGAUUAUAUCAUGAGGCAAAAUUCUUCGUUGGCGAUCACCUUGGCUCGCGAAGGUUUCGAUGUCUGGGCUGGCAACAAUCGAGGGAACAGAUAUUCCCGCAGACACAUCUUCCUUAAUCCAGACACUGAUGCAAAAUUCUGGGACUACUCUUUUCAUGAGAUGGGGUUCUUCGACCUCCCAGCGAUUAUUGACUUCAUACUCUCAAGCACAGAGACGUCCAAACUCAGCGCUGUCGGCCAUUCCGAAGGCACAACUAUAUUUUACGUGCUAGGUUCAACCAGACCGGAGUACAAUAGCAAAAUUAGUGUCUUAGCUUCCUUAGCUUCUGUAGUGUACCUUCAUCACUCCAAAGGACUUCUCCCGAUCGCGAUGAAACUAGCCCUUGCGAUGAACAGAGUGAUAAAAUCAAUGAAUUACCAUGAAGUGUUCGGAUUCAACUCAAAUUUAAAAGUAGUUUUGGCCAAAUUUUGCGGUAGUCCUGUUGGCUACGAAAUCUGCAAUGAGAUAGCAAUUUCUUCAGUUUUUGGAUCAGAUCCUAAACAGUUGGAAUACGAUUUUACACGAAUUUUAUUGUGGAAUUUUCCAUCGGGGACUUCUAGAAGAAAUUUAAUGCAUUACGCCCAAGUUGGAACGACUGGUGUGUUCGCUCAAUUCGAUUACGGAUCAGAGAAAAAUUUGGAAGUAUAUGGAUCGAAGAAUGCUCCAGUCUACAACCUGACUAAAGUGACUUUCAAUGUGGGUUUAUUUCUCGGAGCUAAUGACUUAUUAUCCACGGCUGAAGACGUGGAGCUCUUGAAGAAGAAACUGCCUCAUGUCGUGGAAUAUAAUGUCGUGAAUUAUCCUAUGUGGAACCAUAUAGACCAUAUCGUUGGUAAAUAUAUGCCGAAGUAUUUGUUCCCCAAAUUACUGAAACUACUUAGGACGUAUUCUUAAAUAAGUAACAAUAGUUUGCCAGCGCCCCUGCCCCUGGUGACAAGAAGGCUGCUUUUUCACACAAAUAAAUUGUUGAUGCAAGGGUGGUCACCUUGAAACUAUACGGUCGGUUGGUAAUUUGUUUUUACCUCUUAAAGUAUUUUUUUUUUAAAUCCAACUAAUGUAAACAUAAAUUGCCAAUUAUACUAAUUGACGUUUUAGGCUUUAACACAGCGUAUGUGUAUCAUACGGUUGUUCGAAAAAUAAUCAGCAAAGUUAUUGAUGUGCAUGCAACGUGAUUUUUAGGAUUAACUGUUUAUAGUUUAUUCCGAAAUGCCAGUAGUUUGCAGAUUUUUGAGAAAUUACUAUAUUUUAUAUUUGUUGUGAAAAGGUCCAAUUUCUGAAUGAAUUUAACCAUGGAAUACAUAUACAGUUAAAUACAUUUUAUUUUUUACCCAAAGAAAAACUCGUGUACGUUUUGCCUACAUAUUUUUUAAUUGUCUGUUAUUUUAACUGGAAUGUUUGCACAAGAAAGAACCAUUUUAUUAUCAGAAGAUACGAGUACAUUCUUUUAAAAUUCCUCUUGACAAAACAUUUAUAUAUAGUUAGUACUUUAAUAUACCAAUGCACAUAUUCAUACAGUAAUAUAAUACAGGAAAGUACUUAUUAUUCAAAUAUAGUGACAAAACUUUA